CGAAUCUUAGCACACAUUUAAAAAAAUGUGCCACAUACUUAGCUAAAAUUAGUAGUGGUCAAACACAAAUCGCAUUUGGGGCUGACAAUAAAAUGACUGCUUGGAAAUUUGAUCAAAAAACCGUUAGGAAUGGUCUAGCCUAUAUGAUGAUAGUUGAGGAAUUGCCUUUUAGUUUUGUGGAAAGGAAGGGUUUUAGGUAUUUUAUGAGCCUAAGUCAACCAUUAUUUAAAGUUCCAUCUAGAUCCACCAUUACAAGAGACGUAUACAAAGUUCCAUCUAGAUCCACCAUUACAAGAGACGUAUACAAUAUGUUUCUUGAACAAAAAACUAAAGUCCGUGGUUUUAUAAAAAAUAAUGUUGGUAAGAUUUGUUUGACAACGGACACAUGGACAUCUAAUCAACAAUCUAGUUACAUGUGUCUCACCGCCCAUUUCAUAGAUAACGAGUGGAAGUUAAGGAAUAAAGUCUUAUCUUUUUGUCUCCAAGAGAAUCACCGUGGGGUAGACAUUGGGAAAACAAUUGAAAAAUGUUUACAAGAAUGGGAAAUUGAAAACAUUUUAACAAUUUCAGUCGACAAUCCUAGUGCUAAUGAUGUUGCAAUAGACUUUUUAAAAAGGGUUUUCCAAAAUUCAAGCAAGUGUCUUCUAAAUGCUAAAUGGACACACAUUAGGUGCGUUGCACAUAGUAUAAAUCUAGUGGUCCAGGAUGGAGUUAAAAAAGUUGAUAAGGUAGUUGGUAAAAUUAGAUGGGCGGUUUAGUGGAUCAGGAAAUCACCUUCAAGGAUUGAGAAAUUCGACAAUUUUGCUACACUUGUUAAUGCCAACACAAAGAAGCACCUACUUUUAGACGUACCAACUAGAUGGAACCCACGUACCUAAUGUUGGAGGUUGCACAAUCUUAUGAGAAAACAUUUGAAAGAUAUGAUAUUGAAAAGUCUGUCUUUAGAACCGAACUUGAAAAAGCGGGUCAUGAGGAAAUUAAACCUGAAGAUUGGCAAAGUGUUAGAGAUUUGUGCCAUUUUCUGCAACCAUUUUAUGAUAUUACUAAGAGGGUCUCAGGGACACAUUAUGUAACAUCAAACUCAUGCAUAGAUGAGAUCUACCAAAUUCGUAAAAUAUUAGAUGAAGCUAUUAGCAGUAGUACUCUUUGUCAAAUUGCAAUGGCAAUGAAGGCAAAGUUUCAAAAGUAUUUUGGUAACAUACAAAAAAUUAACUUACUGUUACACUUUGCUCUGGUUCUAGACCCAAGGAACAAAAAACACUACCUGAAUUUACUUUUUGUCGAUUGUUAUGGAAAAGAGUUGGCGAAGGAGAAUUUGAAACUUGUUAUGGAUUCUAUGAAUGAGUUAUAUAAUGAGUAUAUUAGAAUUCAUUCCCAUAGUUCUAGUACUACUAUAGAGUCUUCAGAUUCAUCAAUAUUAGGUAAACGUCAAAAACCUGAAGAUACGACACCAAAAACACAAUUAAGAAACAAAUUAAGAGAAAUGAUGCAAACACAAACAAUUGAACCAGUUGGUGAGUUAGACAAGUAUUUGAAAGAAGCUUUUAAAAAGGAUUCGGAGAACUUCAAUCUUUUAGAAUGGUGGAAAGUUAAUAGCCCGAGAUUCCCGAUUCUAUCAUUAAUGGCUAGAGACUUAUUGGCCAUUCCAAUGUCAAUGGUGGCUUCUGAAUCGGUCUUUAGCACAAGUGGGAGGGUUUUGGACCCUUAUAGGAGUUCUUUGACUCCUAGGAUUGUUGAGAGUUUAAUUUGUACUCAAGACUGGCUUCGGGAUGGUUCUACUUUAAUCAAGAGUCUCUUAACUGAAGAAGACUGGGACACAAUCCAAGAAAUGGAUAAAGCAUUGGAUGAAGAGGAACAUGCAUGAAGUUGCAAGUUGGCAAUGUCUAAUUGAAGACUGAAGACUAAAGAGUGAAGCAGGAUAUGAUAUUUUUUCUGAUGAAUGAAUUGGAUUUUUUUUAUGUUUUGGUUUGGAACAUACAGUUUCUGCUAGACUAUUGUUGGAUACAAUUUUAGAUGAUGGUUUGGUUUUUUAUUUAAUUUAAAUGAUUAACACUU
Molecule: messenger RNA, 2055 nt
Organism: Helianthus annuus (common sunflower)
Lineage: Eukaryota; Viridiplantae; Streptophyta; Magnoliopsida; Asterales; Asteraceae
Product: zinc finger BED domain-containing protein RICESLEEPER 2-like
Exons: 2
Coding region: 860-1864 (334 amino acids)
Molecular function (GO): DNA binding; protein dimerization activity
Source: RefSeq, a predicted model, not a curated record